UACUUAGUUCUCUCACAAUAGUAAAAGAAAGGAAAAAAGCAAGAAAUUAAAGAAAAAAUAAAAGAAAAUAGAAGAAAAAGUGGAAGAGGAGAAAGAAGGAAGAGAAGGAAGUAUAUAAAACAAUUAUCAAAGGAAUAGAAUCAAGAUGACAUGUUCAAGAUUACUCUUGUUCAUUUUUCUCGGUGAAUCCUUUCUCUUAUUUCAUUAUACCUUAGCCACGGACAUAAAAACGAUAAUGGAACGUACGUUGCCGGUCUAUGCUAUGCUCUCAAAUGCACAUUUUCUUAAUUCAACGACGUGUGCCAAGGAGUUGAUAAAUUUACGAGAUGCUAUCGAUCGGCGAACAUUAUGGAGCUUAAAAGUAAUCGAUUCAAGUGGAGAACCAAUGUCCGGAUUUUUCUAUGGAAAUAAUUAUUGGCUUGGUAAACAAAGUCAAUGCGAAGAUACGAACAAUAGAAUUCCGUUAACAAUUAAAGAAAAUGAACUAAUAAAUAAUUCGAGAUAUCGUCACGUCGAAGAUGAAUUUCCACCGUACAAAAUCAAAUAUUUCGUCGCAUAUUUCAGGCACAAUAGCACUUUGCAAUAUCACAUUAGAGUACAUAACGAAGAUUUGGUAACACUAGGAAUGUGUUUACCGGCUACCUGUUCAAAUGAUCAAUUAUACAUUCUUCUUGAAAAAGUUGUAAGAAAUAGAAUUCUUAUUAUAAGUGACCUAUAUUCGAUUGAUCUUAAACUGCUCGAAGUAAAAAAUCUAAUUAACGAUUAUCAAUGGUUCUCGAGUAAAACAUUCAUAUCAGUCAUGUGUAUAUCAAUACUUACGUGGUUGUUAAUGCUAAUAGGAACGACCUAUGACAUUGUGAUAUAUCAAAAACGUUUAAAAAGGCACGCUAAGCUUCUUCAAAUUUAUGAAAAUACUCUUUCUUCUCAAGACAAAACAAUCGAUAAUAAACAAUCAAACAUGGAUCCUGAGGAUAAGCCGAUAACAUUAAAAUUUCAAAAUUCUAUUAGUAAAGUAUUUCUGGCUUUUUCCAUUUACUCGAACACGAAGAAAAUAUUUAAUACAAAACUGAAUGAUAAUUCUAUACUGAUUAUAAACGGUUUGAAAUUUCUAACGAUGUUAUGGAUCAUUAUAGGACACACGAUAUAUUACAUCAAUGAUUAUAUCGACAAUAAAGUAAUAGCCUUUAGAAAAUCAGAAUCUUUGGUUGUUCAAGUGAUGACUAAUGCGUCAUUAUCGGUAGAUACAUUUCUUUUUCUCAGUGGUUUUCUCAUAACUUAUUCGUAUUUAAAUAAAGAACAAGAAAGGAAUAAACAUCGGCCAUUGAAGUAUAUGAUUAAAUAUUACUUCAUGAAUAUCCUAAAAAGAUUUAUCAGAUUUACACCGUCUUAUAUGAUUACAAUGGGAAUAUUUGAAAUAACUUCAUUGUGGUACAGUUAUACCUCGCAGUUUUAUAUGACAGAACGUUCAUACGAUGUCUGUCCAAAAUAUUGGUGGAGGAAUAUACUUUAUAUUCAAAAUUUGUUUGAUAGAAACAACAUGUGCAUGUCUUGGAGUUGGUAUUUGGCAAAUGAUAUGCAAUUUUUUAUGAUAACUACAUUCCUGUUAAUAUUAUCAUCCAGGUACUUCAACGUGGCCGCCUGUUUACUAAGUCUAUUGUUUAUCGCAUCGAUAAUCAUAACCGGCUACAUAUCACAUAUUCACAAUUACGUUCCUACAUUGGAUGAACAGUACCGUAAUUUAAAUGUACUGUACGAUCCACCGUGGGUUAGGAUAGGACCUCAUAUAGUGGGUAUAAUCACCGGUUAUAUCGUUAUCAAAUUGAACAAAGAAUUACGAUGGAAAAGGAGAACUAUCAUAUUAUUCUGGAUACUUAGUAGUACCUGCAAUAUAUUAGUACUUUUUGGAUUAUGGGAAAAAAGAAUAUCGGUUAUAAGUGCUGCCAUUUAUGUUGCCUUUGCUAGAACAGCUUGGGCAAUUGGCUUGGCAUGGCUUGUAAUUGCCUGUGUCACGAAUCACGGAGGUAUUAUCACCAAGAUUCUUUCGUUAAAAAGUUGGAUACCAUUCAGUAAAUUAUCUUACUGUGUCUAUCUAUUAAAUCCUAUUGUUACCAAUUCCAUUUACUUAAACAGCGAAAAUGUUAAUCACAUUGAUUUAAUACCGAACAUAAUAUUAAUGUUUGGAAACUUUGUGAGCACUUACAUAUGCGCUUACAUAUUUUCGAUAAUGUUCGAAAUGCCAUUCAUCCUGUUGUUAAAACAAGUUUUUAAUUUUGACGCCAAUACGAAAAAAUGAUCAAUCUUUGAUCUCCUUCCAUGGAUAUAUUUACAUUCAUUAAUUGAAUUUCACAAUGUUUUUUUUUGAUGUUCUUUUGUAAUUUAUUGGAAAAAAAAAUGUGUUUGGUUUUCUUUUC
Messenger RNA from Vespa mandarinia (Asian giant hornet), 2411 nucleotides. Its product is annotated as nose resistant to fluoxetine protein 6. Lineage: Eukaryota; Metazoa; Arthropoda; Insecta; Hymenoptera; Vespidae. The record is from RefSeq and is a predicted model, not a curated record. Gene Ontology annotation, molecular function: acyltransferase activity, transferring groups other than amino-acyl groups.